UCCCAAAGAGAACAAUGACUUGAGUUUUAUUUGAUUAAUUUUUAGAACGUAAAGCAAUUGAGGAACGACGAAACGUUGAAUUAGCACUUGAAGGUGCAAAUCAAAUGAUAUCGGAAUUACGCGUUGUGUUAUCAGGUGCUGAAGGACGAGCAAGUGCCCUUGAUACACAAUUAGCACGUGUCGAAGGAGCUAAACGAGAUGCGGAAUACAAAUUGGGCAGUAUUGUGUCUAGUUUACGUCGUACAAUUGGCUAUGGUUCACGCAGUAGCAGUAGUACCCGACUUCGAAGUCGUUCACCAAGUCCAGUUCGUCGCCGACCAAUUUCACCAACAAAAGGCUUUGAUAGUAACGAAAAUCGCGCAUCGCCCAUCUUACGACGAACAUCACGAAGUCCACAUCAACGUUCUCGAUCACCUGAUUAUGACGGUGAACGCGAACGCGGUCGUUCACCUGGUUCAACUUAUGUUGAUGUAGCUGAUGUUGAUCCCGAACAAAUUCGUACAGCUCUACGUGACUUUGCUCAAAACUUUAUUACUACCGAACGUGAACGCGAUGAUUGCGCUGCUGAAGCUGCUGUGCUACGUCGAGCAAACAAAGAGUUAGAAGAUAAUCUUGUAAGAACUGAACAACGUUUUAAUCAAUUACAAAAAACGUUAAUGUCAUUCGAAGAAGACAAAAAAGGUGUGGACACUCGUCUACAAGGUGCUCAAAAUGCUUUACUAUUACAAGAAGACACCAUCCGCCGAAGCGAACGUGAACGAAAGACAAUGUUAGAUCAAAUGACUGCACUUGAACGUCAAUUGAUAUCGUUGGACAACGAAAAGAAACAAUUAACUGAAAAGCUUGGCUUGUCAAAGUCGGGCGAAUCACGUUUGACAGAUGAAAAACGUCAAUUGAAACGUGCAUUAGAUGAAACCGAAGCUCGUGCAACUGAGCUGGAAAUGACUCGCCGAGGAUUGGAAGGUGAACUUCAACGUUUAAAUAUGAUUCUCACUGACAAAGACACCGAAAUUCAAGUACAUCAAGAACGAUGUGAAACAUUAAUUCGACAAAUUCAAGAUCGCGAAGAAAGAUGUCAAUCUUUACAAUUGAGCGUUGAUCGUCUUUCUUUGACAUUAGCUAAAGCUGAAGAAGGUGAAUCAAGCUUGAAAAAUCGCGUCCAAUCAUUAAAUCAAACAUUAUCUCAAACGAAUUAUCAAGCAGCUGACUUACAACAAAAACUUGGUGGUAUUCAAGGUGCCUUACAAAGUAACGAAUCUGAACGUCGUAUUCUCCAAGAUAAACUUGAACAAUCACGAUCACAAGUUAGUGAACUUAAAAAACAAAAUCAUGAAUUACUCGAACGUGUACAUCAUCUGCAAAACGAAGUUACCGAUUCAGAAAUGAGACGACAUGAAUUAGAAAAUCAAUUACGAAAUGCAAAUACACUUCUUGUUCAACGUCAAGAGAGUGAACAAGAAGUGAUUCAAAAGAUUUCGAUUUUAACUGCUGAUAAACAAGCAUUACAAGAGAAGAAUGCUCUUUUACAACGCCAAUUAGGCAACCUUGAUCUGGAGAAACGCGAAGCUGAAAGAUCCAAACUACGUUUAGAAAAAGAUAAACAUGUUUUGAGAAAAACAUUGGAUAAAGUCGAACGUGAACGUGUAGUCACUGAAGAUAUUAUCCGUUCGUGGGAUCGCGCGGAAUUCGAUCGACAAUUCCGUCGACUAGAAGAAGAAAACAUCGUUUUACAACGACAAGUCGAACACUUACAAGCAGCUUUAAAUGAAUCCGAACAACAACAUGCACAACGUUUGAUUGACUUGACAACACGAAAUCGACGUGAAACAGAAGCUGAAACUGAACGUAUUCGAUCUUCUCAGACCGCUGCUGAGCGUGCUUUAGAAGCACGAGAGAAAGCACAUCGAGCCCGUGUUAAAGGUCUCGAAGAACAGAUUACCUCAUUAAAAGAGCAACUUCAUCAAGAGCUGCGUAAACGUCAAUCAUUUCUGAAUCGUUCAUUAGUAAAUGGCGAAGAAAUCAAUGCGCUUCGUCGCGAAAUUACCGAUUCAUUAUCAUUCGUUUCUCAAGAUCCUCACGGUCUUGAUCCGAUUCUUUUAGAUCACGAAACCAAACGAUUAGCUGAUAUUCAUGAGCCACCUGUACGUCAUUCUUCGCCAACACGACGUACACUAUCACCAUCGAUUGCUUUACGUUCAAUGAGAGCGGCAGCCGCAGCCUCACCAUCUCAACUCGGUCCUUCAUCACCAAGUUCGCGCGCUCGAGCCUCACGACCACGUUACUGA
This is a messenger RNA of Adineta ricciae, 2285 nucleotides long. The record is from the annotation of a GenBank genome assembly. Lineage: Eukaryota; Metazoa; Rotifera; Eurotatoria; Adinetida; Adinetidae.